UUCGCGUGUGGAAAAAUGAAGGAUUGCUGUGGUGAGAUGUCACAGGUAGCCUGGGUUAAAAUACAUCCACAAUUCUUUGCGGGUAGCCUGUUUCUCUUCUCCCUCUUUUACUGUAAACCUAAAUUUCUUAGGGAAAGCAGUCGAGUAGCCAUUCUAAUCUUUGGGAAUUCUCAGAAAAAACACCAAAGUGCGAGCGUAAUGGCGAAGUCGAAGAAUCACACAAACCACAACCAAGGACACAAAUGGCACCGAAACGGGAUUAAGAAGCCAAGAACCAACCGAUAUCCUUCGUUGAAGGGGGUGGAUCCCAAGUUCUUGAGGAAUCUUCGAUUUUCCAAGAAGCACAACAAGAAACACCCAAAUGUGGCUGCUAAAUAAAUGUUGAAGUUGUAAAUA
Messenger RNA from Nematostella vectensis (starlet sea anemone), 396 nucleotides. RefSeq lists its product as uncharacterized. NCBI's taxonomy places the organism in Eukaryota, Metazoa, Cnidaria, Anthozoa, Actiniaria, Edwardsiidae. Gene Ontology annotation, molecular function: structural constituent of ribosome. Gene Ontology annotation, biological process: cytoplasmic translation. The record is from RefSeq and is a predicted model, not a curated record. Bases 16 to 378 code for a protein of 120 amino acids. The transcript is spliced from 4 exons. Gene Ontology annotation, cellular component: cytosolic large ribosomal subunit; ribosome.